CAUCUGGCUGCAAGAGGAGAGUGAGUGGGGGAAGUGGAGGUGGCCGGCGAAGGAAGGAAGGGAAGAGGAGCUGUCGGCGCUGGAGAAGGUGGGGAAGUUGCCGUUCCUGAAAUGUCGAUCGAGGAGCCGCCGGAAUGGCUGCCGGAUGGGUGGACCAUGGAGGUCAGAAGAGGGAAGACCGGUAACAUAUACAGGUACUACACAUCGCCAUUAUCUAGUUACACUUUCUGCUCAAAAGAGGCAGUUAUGCGCUAUCUCAAUGUUGUAAAGGUUGAUGGUCAUGAAUCUGAGUUAUCAGCACGUUCUGGAGAUGAAAGUCCACGACCUGUGCAACAAGUGAAAAAUUCAUUCAAAUGGUUGCCUCCUGGAUGGCUUUUGGAGAUCAGAACUCAAAGAUGUGGCUCAAAAGCACGGCAAAUAUACAAGUCCUACUUUGAUCCUUCUACCAGAUCCAGAUUCUAUUCCAAGGGAGAUGUGCUUCAGUUUGUUAAGUCUGGGAAGAUUUACAGUCCCACAUCUGAUCAGAAAAGACAUUGUGAAUCAGAAUCUCCCGAGCACGUUAUAGCUCAGAUUGAGUUUUAUCCAGAUGGGUUGCCUGAUGGAUGGUACAAAGAAACUAGAAUAAAAAAAAACAGAAGCGGAAUCAGAAAAGACCCGUAUUAUGCCGAUCCGGUAUCUGGAUAUGUAUUUCGAACACUAAAGGAUGUUCAGCGUUAUACUGAGACUGGAGAAAUUAGUAGACAUGCAUUUAGACCGAGGAAAAAAAGCCUGUAUGACAAAUAUUCCUUGAGAGAGGAAGAUCCUCUCCCAAGUCAGGCCAAAAAACUGAAGUCACCUGGAAUAGCUGUGAGGCGAUGCCUUUUUUCAGAACAGACACAAAAUUCAAAUGGAGAGGUGGUGAUCCGCACUGAUGAGCCGGAUGAAAAACCAAACUUGUCAUCUUUGGAUCACGCUUCUUUGCAAUGUAUUCAUGGUUCUUUGUCUGUGUGCUCUGUUCCAAACAUCAGUCAUGCAGAAGAAAAGGCAACGAAGAGUGAAAGGAUGUUUGGGCCUGUAAUUGAUAAUUUGUCAGAACCUGGUAAACACUUAACGGGCAUGGAAAACAAGGAAGGAAAUGAGGUUCUGUUGCGAGCAUUCAAAAAAUCGAAUUCUAUCCAGCGCUUCAAAAAGAAGGCCAAAAAGGGUAGACCAAGAAGGCAAGAAAAAUUUAUUGAGAAAUCAUCAGAGCCUGCAAACAGGAGUUUGGAUUCAUUGGAGCGGAAGCUGCUUGACCUGGGUGAUGAGAUACAGCCAGUGCUUGCAGUUGAGAAGUCAUCAGAAAUGUCUGACAAGGAGCCAAAUGAGCCAGCAGAUAUGGCACCAGAGCAACUGCUGAUAGAAUACCCAACUCAAUGGGAAACUGCAGAGAGUUUGGAGCAGGAAAAUGGGAAACUUCCAGAAGGUGAGUUGUUGGGAAACAAUAAGAUCGAAGGACCAGAGCAGAAGCUGCUACCACCAGAAGAUGUGAAGUCGUCACCCGCAGAGGAAAAGCAACCAAAGCCUGAUGGAGAGGCCAUAAAUGGUGGGAGCAGCAAAGCCAAAACUAAGAAAGCAGCCACGCAGCCUCGCCGGGCAUCAAAACGGUUGGCUGGGCUUAAAGCUGGUCCUCCUGCAGAUGACCUGAGAAUUGGUUACCGGUUUCGCUGGGCGAUGUCUAGGUGCAGAUCUGAUCAAACAGAAGACGUCGUGGUGCUGGAAAAGCAGGAAACCGAGGAGCAGAGUGGAAAAGCUGCCUCAAGAGAGCAGGCUGAGGCAGGCAAACCGACUGACGAUAAGCUGGAAUCCCCACUGACAUCACCAUUUGGUAAUUCUUGGCCGGACCCUUGCCUUGAAUUUGCAUUCAAGACUCUUACAGGCGAUAUUCCAGUGUUAGAGAAAAGUCUCGAGAUCCAAAACAUUUCGGAUCACCAGCUCAGUUCAGUUCAGAACUCGAAUCCGAGUGUUUUGGCUUCAUCAACUUUUGCUGGUGGUCCAGAGAGUUCCAGCCAGGCCGAGUUACCUCUCCAACCUGGGUCGCUAGACAAAAAUUGCUCGUCUUCCAGGGAACAGGAGAGGCAAUCCUCUACAAAGAACAGGCCAGAGUCCAGUGGGAAGGUGAUUCAACAAUAUCGUCGGGCCACAAAAUUACACCAGUAAUUGGCGUAUAAAUUUGUGAUCCUAAAUUGUUUUUGUGCCAUGUAAGGCUAUAUUCUGUAGAACAAACUGCCAUGGAGAUGUUGUAAAUUAGCCAAUGACAUCCUUUUAGCAGACCAGCGAUGAUAUGAACAUUAGUAAAAUGCCUCGGAGGUGGAAUAUCGG
Elaeis guineensis (African oil palm) is the source of this 2337-nucleotide messenger RNA. RefSeq lists its product as uncharacterized. Lineage: Eukaryota; Viridiplantae; Streptophyta; Magnoliopsida; Arecales; Arecaceae. The record is from RefSeq and is a predicted model, not a curated record. Gene Ontology annotation, molecular function: DNA binding.